Molecule: messenger RNA, 3570 nt
Organism: Spirodela intermedia
Lineage: Eukaryota; Viridiplantae; Streptophyta; Magnoliopsida; Alismatales; Araceae
Source: the annotation of a GenBank genome assembly
AUGGCGGGCGAGGCUUCCGUGGCGGUGCCAACGGCUGACACGGUAAGCACCAUAUAAACCUCGCUAGUUCUCUCCCCAACACCAUCCCCAGAAGAUGGCUCUGUGGUUCAUCCAUGGUUGAGCUUUCCUGUUCGGGGCCGCAGGAGAAUGGAUGACAGGGGCAGCCUCCCUCCAGAUGCCUCCUCCUCACUUUCCUCUGAUUCAUGCUCAAGUUUUCUUCCUUGGACCACUCCCCCUUCCGCUGUAGCAGACACGUUCGAGUUUUGAUGAUGUCCGGACAUGAUCACGACGCUAGUUCUUCCUGCUGGGCACCUGUUUUGGUAGAACAAACCAGAAUUCGUCGGGUGCCCAUCUUCUUUCUCUCCUUCUUCAUUAGGGAUUCAGGUCCUUGAGACGCCGACUGUAGAAGUUCUGUCACUUGGGUUCAGCUUCUUCUCUCUUAAAACGUUUUCUUGGCGAGUGAUCUCACCUCGACUUUGGCAGAUUGAAGAGAAGAAGGUGACAGACGAUGAGAAGAGUCUGGCGCGAGAGGCCGAUGGCCAGCGGGGCGAGAAUGGAGGAAAUCACGAACUGGAGAGACCCGAAGAUGAGAAAUCUGCCAAAGCUCCCGGCCUGUUCGAGGCACCAAAAGAAGAAGAAAACUUGGCUAAUCACGCUGAGGUACCAGGUGAGGUCUUGAAGGAGCACAAGACUGUGGAAGCAGACCCAGUCGCAGAGCCAGAAGAGGAGAAGCCUACAGCAGCAGCAGCAGCACUGGUCGAAGAGCAAAAAGAAGAGAAGGGUACAGCAGCAGCAGUCGAAGAGCCAAAGGAAGAGAAGGCCACGGCAGCAGCAGCAGCAUCAGUCGAAGAGCCAGAGGAAGAGAAGGCCACGGCAGCAGCAGCAGCAUCAGUCGAAGAGCCAAAGGAAGAGAAGGCCACGGAAGAAGCAGCAGCAGUCGAAGAACCAAAUGAAGAUAAGGCUACAACAGUAGCGGCAGCAGCGGUAGCAGUAGCAACAGUCGAAGAGCCAAAGGAAGAGAAUACUACGGCAGCGGCAGCGGCAGUAGCAGUGGCGGUAGCAGUUGCAGCAGUAGUCGAAGAGCCAGAAGAAGAGAAGGCCACGGUAGCAGCAGUCGAAGAGCCAGAGGAAGAGAAGGCCACGGCAGCAGCAGCAGCGUCAGUCGAAGAGCCAAAGGAAGAGAAGGCCACGGAAGAAGCCGCAACAGUCGAAGAGCCAAAGGAAGAGAAGGCCACGGAAGAAGCCGCAACAGUCAAAGAGCCAAAGGAAGAGAAGGCCACGGAAGAAGCAGCAACAGUCGAAGAGCCAAAGGAAGAGAAGGCCACGGAAGAAGCAGCAACAGUCGAAGAGCCAAAGGAAGAGAAGGCCACGGAAGAAGCAGCAACAGUCGAAGAACCAAAGGAAGAUAAGGCUACAACAGUAUCGGCAGCAGCGGUAGCAGUAGCAGUAGCAACAGUCGAAGAGCCAAAGGAAGAGAAUACUACGGCGGCGGCAGCGGCAGCGGCAGCGGGAGCGGCAGUAGCAGUGGCGGUAGCAGUUGCAGCAGUAGUCGAAGAGCCAGAAGAAGAGAAGGCCACGGCAGCAGCAGUCGAAGAGCCAGAGGAAGAGAAGGCUACGGCAGCAGCAGCAGCAUCAGUCGAGGAGCCAAAGGAAGAGAAGGCUACGGAAGAAGCAGCAACAGUCGAAGAGCCAAAGGAAGAGAAGGCCACGGAAGAAGCAGCAACAGUCGAAGAACCAAAGGAAGAUAAGGCUACAGCAGUAGCGGCAGCAGCAGUAGCGGCAGCAGUGGUAGCAGUAGCAGUAGCAACAGUCGAAGAGCCAAAGGAAGAGAAUACUGCGGCGGCGGCAGCAGAAGCAGUAUCAGUGGGAGUAGCAGUUGGAGCAGUAGUCGAAGAGCCAGAGGAAGAGAAGGCCACGAAAGCAGCAGCAGGAAUCGAAGAACCAAAGGAAGAGAAGAGUACAGCAGCAGCCGUCGUUGGAGAACUGCAGGAAGAGAAGGGCGUGGAAACAGGGCCAGUUGAAGAAGCAAAGGAAGAGAAGGCUACAGCACUGGCAGUAGUCGAAAAGCAGAAAGAAGAGAAGGCUGUGGAGAUAGAGUCAGUCAAAGAACUAAAGAAGGUUGUGGAAACAGUGGCUGAAGAAGAUCGAAUCAAGGAACCAAAGGAAGAGAAGGUUGUGGAAACAGUGGCUGCAGAAACAGACCCAGCUGUGGAAGAUGAGAAAGAGAAGGUAGUGGAGACUGUUGUAGCUGAAGAACCAGAGGAAGAGGAGGUUGUGGAAACAGCUACAGUUGAAGAAUCAAAGGAAGAGAAGGUUGUGGAAACAGUGGCUGCAGAAACAGAGACAGUUGUGGAGCAAAAGGAAGAGAAGGUUGUGGAAACAGCGGCCGCAGAAACAGACCCAGUUGUGGAGCAAAAGGAAAAGAACGCAGUGGAAGCAGCGCCUGUUGAAGAAUCAAAGGAAGAGAAGACCACGGAGACAGCGCCAGUGCAAGAACAGACGCUAGAGAGGGCCAUAGAAACACUGCCAGUCGAAGAACCGAAGGAAGAGAAGACCGUGGAGACAGAGCUAGUGGAAGAACCGAAAGAAGAAAAGACUGUGGAGACUGAACCAGUUGUUCCGCCAAAGGAAGUGGAGACUGUGGUGGGUGAUCCGGUUUUAGAAUUGGAAGAGAGAAAGGAGUCAGUCCAAGAACCAGAGGAGGAGAAGACUGUGGAGACAGAGCCACCAUCCGAAGAACUAAAAAAAGAGAAGACCGUGGAAACAGAGCCCACGAAAGAACCAAAGGGAGAACAGACUGUGGAGACGGAGCCUGUCAAGGAAGAGAGUGCCGCAGCGACUAACCCAGUCAAGGAGCCAGAGGAGCAGAUUUUAGAAAGAGAAGCUGUGGAAGAGCCAGAGGAAGAGAAGGCUGCGGUGAUCGAGCCAGUGGAACGAGUACCGGAAGAGAAUACCCUGGAACCACAGGCAGUUGAAGAACCAGAGGAAGGGAAGACUAUACAGACAGUGCCACUUGAAGAUUCGAAAGAGGAGACCACUGUGGAAUCAAAGACGGUUGAAGAACUAAAGGAAGAGAAAACUUCAGAGCCAGAGGCAGCGGUGGAGACAAAGGAAGAGAAGACCAUAGAAACAGGGGCUGUGGAAACAACAACGGCAGUCACUAUGACAGAUGAGAGCGUGGGAUUAAUUAACCCUGUGGAGGAAGUUGCCAGGAUCCAUACUGAAGAAGAGAAGAAUUCUGAAGGCGCUGAAGAGCUUGUCAAAGUGCAGAGGGAUGCGGGCUAUUCUGAUUACACUGUCAAACCUGCUGAAACCCCUGCAGAGAAACAAAAGGAUUCUGAAUUUGGCGCAAAGCUUGCUGAGGAACCAGUAGAUAAACCAGAGUCCGAGAAAACUGAUGAUUCCUCAAAAGACAACGCCUCUCCAGAAGCUGCGGUGGAGGUCCACAAAUCAGAAAUCUCUCCCAAGCCGAAGACUCUCAUGUCAAAGUUGAAGCGCUCACUUGGGAAGGUGAAGAAAGCUAUCACUGGGAAAUCUCCAGAAGCCAGAGACGAGCCCAAAGUGAGAUAG